Messenger RNA from Bipolaris victoriae FI3, 1590 nucleotides. RefSeq lists its product as hypothetical. Gene Ontology annotation, cellular component: nucleus. Bases 1 to 1590 code for a protein of 529 amino acids. NCBI's taxonomy places the organism in Eukaryota, Fungi, Ascomycota, Dothideomycetes, Pleosporales, Pleosporaceae. Gene Ontology annotation, molecular function: protein binding. The record is from RefSeq and is a predicted model, not a curated record. The transcript has 3 exons.
AUGUCAGAUGAGCUGAAAGCCUCGGUAGCUACCCCAGCACCCUACUACGUUGCCAAGUCGAAUGUCUGUGUGAACAGCAAAGGAGAAAGUAUCGGAAAUGGAUUGUUCGCGAAUCAGAGGUUUGGUGCAGGCGAAGAGAUUGCGAGGUUCAAACGUCCUCUUGUGGGCUCUUUAGAGACGGAACGUCUACUCGAUACCUGCGCAAAUUGCUAUCUUUGGACCGAAGGUGCGUCAGCAGGAACAAGAUUAUAUGUGCCAGAAGGUGCAGAAGUCAGCAAAUGUGCUGCAUGCCAGAGAUUUAGGUAUUGUAGCAAGGCUUGCCAAAAGGAAGCGUGGAACCGCGGACAUAAACAUGAGUGCAAGAUCCUCAAGCCUAUGGCUGGCAGGGGCCUCCCAAAAGCAUUCCUAGCAUCUAUGGAAAUACUUACCCGGAGGAAGCAUGGCCUGAUACCUGAUAAGGAUUGGGAACUGCUUUGCCAGUUACCAUCUCACAUUGACGACUUCAAACGGAAUGGGACAUAUCAAAAUAUUGAAAUGAUGGCCAUGGGGGCCGCUCAAUUUUCACUCCCACAGAAUGUCUUUGACAAGGAUUUUGUUGCUGCAAUGUAUGGACGGGUAAUGUCAAACGCCUUGACGCUCAUCACACCAACAUUGGAUCCACUGGGCAUCAUCGUGGACCCCACACUCUGCCAGAUGAACCAUUCCUGCGACCCGAAUGCUUACAUCAUGAUGGAUGGACCCUUGGUCAGUAUUCGGACUCUGCGGCCAAUCAGAAAGGAUAAGGAGAUUUUCAUAUCCUACAUUGACACGACGCAUCCGUACCAGAAACGACAGGACGAGCUUCAGGCACGUUGGUUCUUCACAUGCCGAUGUGCGAAAUGUCAGGACAAAGCCACGCACCAGGAAGACAAUUGGCUCGUUCCAGCAAACUCUGACUUUGUCCCCAGCAAAGAAGAAACUCAGGCACUGGCCAGCAAUCAAGAGCAAAUGUUCACCUUGUAUGAGCAAAUACAGGGCAUGCCAAAUGCAGAGGCUGUGAUUCCGGUUCUCAAAGAAGCCCUCAAGGCAUGCCAUGAGUCUGGUAACUGGCCUCUGUACCGCCAGCCGUACGCCUCGCUCCGCGAUGAGCUCAUUGUAAAUCUCCUUUCGGUGGGCAAGUAUCAAGAAGCAUGGGCACACAGCGCAAAACGCUACAAGUAUAUCUUGCCCAAGCUCUACCCGGUGCCAUUUCAUCCCGUUCGCGUUGUUCAGACAUGGCAGAUGGCGAUGCUUGCAGCAUACCUUGCAAGCACAGAAGAGGGCGUGGGCGCGCCCGGCGUCAACAUGGGUCUUAUUGCAAUGAUGCUGGUAAAGCAAGUCCUGGAUGUUGCGCCUAUGAGUCACGGUCAGGACAAUGCAUUUACCAAGAGCGUGAUGGAGAAGACGAGGGAGAUGGUUGAGGAGCUGAAGCGAAGCGUGGGGAAUCCAGACAAGGAUGUUAUGAAUAGGGAGUUAGAGGCUCAGAGAGAUCGCCUUAUGGAGAUGGGUGACUGGGCUCAGGAUGGAAAGGCGCCUGAGGUGAAAGUGGUGGAAAAGGCAUUUGGUGUGUGA